AUGAAUGCACAGUCGUCAGCAGCCCAAUUGAAAAUAGCGGGCAUAGAUGUUCAGCUAAUAAGAACUUUUCUCAAGGUAGUUAUAUUGAUCUCAAUAGCUGGUGCCGCUAUAUCAUCACGUUUAUUCUCAGUGAUCCGUUUUGAAUCGAUUAUCCAUGAGUUCGAUCCAUGGUUUAAUUUUAGAGCUACUAAGUACCUUGUGACACACUCGUUUUACGAGUUUCUCAACUGGUUUGACGAUAGAACUUGGUACCCCUUGGGGCGUGUUACUGGUGGUACUUUAUACCCUGGAUUGAUGGUUACUUCAGGUGCAAUAUGGCACAUUUUGAAAGACUGGUUCAAAUUGCCUGUUGAUAUUAGGAAUAUCUGUGUUAUGUUGGCUCCAGUAUUUAGUGGACUCACCGCUAUCUGUACUUACUUUCUCACUAAGGAAAUGAAGGAUUCUAAUGCAGGGUUGUUAGCCGCUAUAUUUAUGGGCAUUGCUCCUGGCUAUAUAUCAAGGUCGGUUGCUGGAUCUUAUGAUAACGAAGCAAUUGCCAUUACCUUGCUUAUGGCCACUUUCUACUUUUGGAUCAAGGCGAUGAAAUUGGGUUCUGUUUUUUUUGCUACUUUAACUGCUAUUUUUUAUUUUUACAUGGUUAGUGCUUGGGGUGGCUAUGUUUUCAUUACCAACUUGGUUCCAUUACAUGUUUUUGUAUUGUUGUUAAUGGGCAGAUACAGUCCCAAGUUAUAUACUGCUUAUACAACAUGGUAUGCAUUGGGGACUUUGGCUAGUAUGCAAAUUCCGUUUGUUGGAUUUUUGCCAAUCAGAUCAAACGAUCAUAUGGCCGCUUUAGGGGUUUUUGGAUUAUUGCAGUUAGUUGCGUUUGGGGACUAUGUCAAAUCCAAAGUUCCUUCAAAGCAGUUCAAAUCCUUUUUGAUUGUGUCUUUGGCUUUGGUGUUUGUAUUGGGCGUUGGUGCAUUAUUUGGAUUAACUGCAAUGGGGUUGAUUGCUCCGUGGACAGGUAGGUUUUAUUCAUUAUGGGAUACAAGUUAUGCCAAGAUCCACAUACCUAUUAUUGCCUCGGUUUCAGAACAUCAGCCUACGGCUUGGCCAGCUUUCUUCUUUGACACUUCGAUAUUGAUUUGGUUAUUCCCAGCAGGUGUUUAUUUGUGUUUCCAAGAAUUGAGAGAUGAACAUGUGUUUGUUAUCAUUUACAGUGUUUUGUGUUCAUACUUUGCUGGCGUUAUGGUUCGUUUAAUGUUAACCUUAACUCCAGUCAUUUGUAUUGCUGGUGCCCUUGCCUUAUCCAAACUAUUUGACAUUUAUUUGAAUGUAGUUGACAUCUUUACUGGGAAAACAAGUGGCAAGUCGAAAACAAGAUCAAAUACUACAGCUACUAGAUUACCUAUUGCUCAGUUGAUUUCAAAAGUUGUUGUAUUGUUGUCGUUUGCAUUUUACUUGUUUUACUUUGUUUUGCAUUGUACUUGGGUAACUUCAAAUGCAUAUUCAUCGCCUUCGGUCGUUCUCGCUUCGAGAAACCCAGACGGUUCACAGCAUAUCAUUGACGACUAUAGAGAAGCUUAUUACUGGUUGAGAAUGAACACACCGGAAGAUGCCAAAGUAAUGGCUUGGUGGGAUUAUGGAUACCAGAUAGGAGGUAUUGCUGAUAGAACUACACUUGUUGAUAACAACACUUGGAACAAUACACAUAUUGCCACCGUUGGUAAAGCAAUGGCAUCCUCAGAAGAGGUUUCCUAUGAAAUAUUGAAGCAACACGAUGUUGAUUACGUGCUUGUGAUUUUCGGAGGAUUCUUGGGUUAUUCUGGAGACGAUAUUAACAAGUUUUUGUGGAUGGUUAGAAUUGCUGAAGGUAUCUGGCCCGAUGAAAUUAGGGAACGAGACUACUUUACAGAACGAGGCGAAUACAAAAUGGAUAAGGAUGCAUCUAAAGCAAUGAAGAAUUCAUUAAUGUACAAAAUGUCGUAUUAUAGAUUUGCUGAAAUGUUUGGUGGUAGAGAUGGUAUAGAUAGAGUGAGAAAUCAGCAAAUUCCUGCAAAUGACCCUCCACAACUAAGCGUUGUUGAAGAAGUAUUUACAUCAGAAAAUUGGAUGGUUCGUAUUUAUAAAGUAAAGGACUUGGAUAACGUUGGUCGUACUUUAGAUCAAGCUUCAAAAUUUGCUUCAAAGACAAAGAAGAAUAGAUCAAUAACUAGACCAAAUCUACCAGUAAGGGAAUAG
Lodderomyces oxycetoniae is the source of this 2220-nucleotide messenger RNA. RefSeq names its product dolichyl-diphosphooligosaccharide--protein glycosyltransferase subunit (gene STT3). Gene Ontology annotation, cellular component: membrane. Gene Ontology annotation, biological process: post-translational protein modification. Gene Ontology annotation, molecular function: dolichyl-diphosphooligosaccharide-protein glycotransferase activity. The record is from RefSeq and is a predicted model, not a curated record. The transcript has a single exon. NCBI's taxonomy places the organism in Eukaryota, Fungi, Ascomycota, Pichiomycetes, Serinales, Debaryomycetaceae. The coding region runs from base 1 to 2220 and encodes 739 amino acids.